Molecule: messenger RNA, 515 nt
Organism: Racocetra persica
Lineage: Eukaryota; Fungi; Glomeromycota; Glomeromycetes; Diversisporales; Gigasporaceae
Source: the annotation of a GenBank genome assembly
CGAGCCAAUCUACAAAAAUUACAUAUUUUUCCGGAUACUCUUCAAAAUAAUCUCAUCCAUCAAGAAUAUUAUCAAAAUGAGGAAAAUUGUUAUUAUCUGCCGGUAGCCGAUAGUUUAACCGGAACCUUGGAUUUAUCCUCACUUCCUCGUUUGCGAAAGUUAACAAUCAACCAGCAAUUUAUUAAUCGUUUGAUUUUGACUGGCUGCCAACAGUUAAGAGAACUAGAUGCUGACGGCAACUUACUAAGAAAGGUAAUUUUGCCACUCCGAGCCCAUCGCUUAAAAAGUAUUCGUCUAAACGACAAUAAUUUCUGGGCUCGAGAUUUAAACUUAAAAUUGGAAGAAUUAGAUAUUAAUGCUACUGAUAUUAAUGGGGGUUUAGAAUAUUUAAAUACUGAAAAAUUAUUCGGUUUUACUUUUGGCAAUUGCGGUCGGACAGGGGCCAGAGUGGAUGAAUUGAAAGAUGCUUUGGCUGAUUUUCUCGAAUUACAAGAAGGUAAAGUGGAAGAUAUUCG